CUGAGCUUCUGGUCAGAGGCAACCCUAUGCUGAGAGGACACAACAGCCCUGAGGAGGCUGGCCAGCCAGGUGGGUGGGCAGAGGCAGGCUGAGAAUGCAGCAAGGAAGCUGAGGAAGAGCUGAGCAGGAAGAGACCAACAUCCAGAGCUGCUGCACACAGCCGUCCAUCAGGGUAAGACACUCCGACAGGCAGCUCCCCUCUAGCAGGGGCAGCACAUGUCAAACGCGUGUGUGUGUGCGCGCGCAUGUGUAACAGUGUGUGUGUGUGUUCAUCCGUGUGUGUGUGUGUGUGUGUGUGCGUGUUUGUAUGUGUGCUUCUACAUCUGCAUUGCUUGCUGUUUGGGGUUUUAGGCUGGGUUUCUGUAUAGCACUUUGUGACAUCUGCUGAUGUAAAAAGGGCUUUAUAAAUACAUUUCAUUGAUUGAUACGGUGUGUUGAUUGAUUGUAUGCGGUGUGGUCCGAAGGCUGCAGCAGCAUUAAUGGCUAUGAUCUAUUCUGUGUGAGGGAACGCAUUAGGCCUCAGCUGUUGGAGCACCACAGCUAUCUCACAGUAAUGUGAUGGCACUGGCAGAGCCUCUAUUUGAUGUGAACGAGAGAGAGAGAGAAAGAAAGAGAGAGGGAGAGGAGUCUGGGGGCUGUGGGAGGAUGGAUGAUGGAUGAUUUACAGCAUGGAUGCUAGGCUGCCUGGCUGGCGACUCAGCAGACACAAGCUAGUUAUGGUUCUGCUUUUUGCCACAAUCUUUCAUAGUCUCUCAUGUCUGGAGAUGUUGACAUUUAUAGUCAUUCAUGUAUGGAAAAAUAUUUGAGGUUAGAGUAUAUGUACAUAUAUAUUGCUAUAUGGUCUGAACUGUAUUUGUUCAGAUUAAAAGACACUUUUAUAACAGGUUGAUAAAGUUGGCCUAUGACUAUGUUACUAGCCUGUAUUAUUCUGUUUAGUUUUUCUGCAUAUUCAUCAAUUAUUUUAAAGAGGAACAAGUAUCUGCAGAAAUAUUUACAGUAGAUAUCUGAUAUAUCAAACAAAAACAUUUCUACCCGGCUGCCUGUGUUCUGACUGCAUGGAUGUCAGUGGGAAAACAGAAUUGGUGUCCAAAUCUCUGUUGAGUGUUUUGUGGUGUGUUCCAGGAGCUUCCUAACUUCCUGUUGUCUGUUGUCUCAGGGGGACGCUCACGCUCGCCUGGACCAUGAGCAAUGAGUCUACCGUCUGGAUCAACCUCACCGAGAACUCCACCGUAAGUCACUGCCAAGACCCCCUGGGGGGGUUGUGGGAGGCUGUGUGUGCGUGCCUGUGUGUUUGUGUGUGCACGCUCUGCUAACUGCUCGAGCUGACUAUGUUCUCCUUCUAUACUGCCUGACUGGCUAAUAGAGAGAACAUCCUGGUCUGGGCCUGAAAUAAUUAUAUCCCUGAUCUAAUCUCAAGUUUAAUUUCCCCUUUUAGAGAAAUUACAAUCUGACGUCAGUGUCAGCGGUCAUUAACACUGGGGUAACAUGCAUAUUACUGAGUGUAUGGUACUAUGUUCCUAUGUGUCUGUGGUAUUAAACAGACUUACAUGAGCAGCAUACCACUGUAUAACAGCUGUGUACUGCUGCUUCUCUUGAGCGGUUUGCAUCUAACAAUGCAAUGGAUGAAAGAAGCUUCAGAAGUUUGUUUUGGAUUGAUCUAGCUAGUUUCGAAGCAUUUGUUUCGAUAGUAGUGUAUCAACAGGGCAGUUGCCAAUGUUCAGCUAUUCUAAACUGUUGUCCUCCCGAGUGGCGCAGUGGUUUAAGGCAUUGCAUUGCAUCGCAGUGCUAGCUGUGCCACUAGAGAUCCUGGUUCGAAUCCAGGCUCUGUCGUAGCCGGCUGCGACUGGGAGACCCAUGGGGCGGCGCACAAUUGGUCCAGGGUAGGGGAGGGAAUGGCUGGCAGGGAUGUAGCUCAGUUGGUAGAGCAUGGCAUUUGCAACGCCAGGGUUGUGGGUUCGAUUCCAGUAUAAAAAAUAAAAAUGUAUGCACUCACUAACUGUAAGUCGCUCUGGAUAAGAGCGUCUACUAAAAUGUAAAAAUGUUUUCAAUUAGCCACACACAGCUUCCCUAGAGCCAGAGUGACUUGAUGUGAUGUUGGCAAGGUAAAGGUUUACUAUCUGGCCAGUAGAAAAGGCAUUCUGCCUUGGCUUUUCCAAAAGCUUUUAGGCAGACUACACAUAAUUCUAUCGAGUCCAACCUCAUUCAGACUCUGACCUUUUUGAUAAAAUUUUAACUGUGUCUUAGUCAGACAGCUAGACACCCUAAAAUCUCCUCCCUUUUGCAUUUAGUCAGCUCCAGCCCGCCCCUAAGAGCACCUUUUCCUAUCUUAGGUGCAGACAGGUUAAUAGCACAGGCCCCAAUGGAUUAAUACCUCUGUGGCGUUUAUAGAUUCAUGAUGCACAAACCAGUGGGGGUAAAUCAAUGGCUUUAAGCUGCAUGCUGUAAUUGGUAAGGUGGGCUGUUUGGGGAGGCCUUUCUCGUAGCAUUGUGUGUUUUUCACAUCUGAACGCUACCUGACUGAGAUGUGGCUUUUUUUGUGAUCAGUCUAACCAUCCCUGGCUUACGCAAUAGGUAGAAGUAUGUAUGGAGUGUAAUAAUUGCUCUCUAACAAGUAAAAGCAAUUAAAAGAAAAACUGUUGCAGAGGGAAGUGUAGCGUAGUACAGUGUUGCCAUUUUUUUCCAUUUAGCGCUCCUGCUGUCUUGUCUCACCUGAAUAGCCUGCUCACAAAGGGACCAGGGGAACAGUUAGCCAACAAGCCCUUCUACAAGUGGCUUCUCUCUGGGCUUUGAUGUUCAUGCUGGAAGAUGCAUGGCUCUGUGUUUUUUCACUUCUCUUCCCUCCACACACACACAGUCUCAGUGGCUCAGUUCUCCGCCCCAUCUCCCUCUCAGUAAACCCCCAUACCUCUCAGGAUCUUAUAGCCGCGCACUUAUCACCUCAACCCCAGAACAAUGAGCACACCUGUGCCCCCUCACCCUCCACCCUCCCCGCUCUCCUUCCGCCCACUCACUGCUAACCACAGUAGCAUGACACACAGGCAGGGUAUGAUCUACCAAACCUCAAUCUAAAACAAUAGAUUCAAUAAUAGAUGGAGAUGAAAUGUAAUUGUCUUAAGGGGUGCAUGUUUUAAAGUUCCAAGGGUUCUUUUCUUUUUAUCCCUGGUUUAACCACCUUGAUUAGUUCUAUUCUAUUCUAUUCUUCCAUCAGUCCUUCACAUCCCUGCAGCAUUCACUGUAGUCUCUACAGUUCCCGCUUUCCCUCAUCCUCUCUCCCAUGUUUUUCCAGGGGGUCUCAUUUGAGCCUGGUAAACAACAGGAUGGUUACGUCCUGCUGCUGGUGCUCCUGUCCAUUUUCCUGGUCCUGCUGUCUGUCCUGCUGAUCAUCUGCAGACGCUGCUGUGAUGGAGACUGCCGCCAUGCCAGGUCAGACCACUAGUCCAGUGGUUCCCAACCAGGGGUACUAGGCCCAUGGGGGUACUUGGCCUAUCCACACAGGGUACUUGAGAAGACUCAUGAGAACAUAGGCUUAGUGGUAAAAUGCACAUGAGGGGGUAAUCCGGGCAGAGCAAAAUUAAGUUGGUGGUACUGUAAUCAAAAAAGGUUGGGAACCACUGCACUGGUCUGCAUGGUUUAGUGAUGUAACUAUGCAUGACUAUGAGUGAGAUGGAGACCAUUCAAAUCCUGUGUUUACCAAACCAUCACACCCUGUCAUGAUUAGAACUGGGGCACAAUACAAUACACUACAUGCACAUGUGUGUCCAUCCCUCUGACAUAAAGAGUGCAUGCAGAGAUGUAACAAUGCAUGAUGUAAGUAUGGUAAAAAAAAAAAAAAAAAAGACUGUACAGUGCAUUCAGCUAUUAUUGAGUUAUGUUGUCUGUCUAGAGACCACUGUUGAUCUAACAUGGAAACAUCACUACAGCAUUUUAUGUGUAUAUUCAUUUGUAAGUGAUUAUUAAUCGUCUUCAUUCAGAAGUAGCUCAUUUUCUGUAGAUGUUAUGUCUGAGAGAUACAGAAUUCUAUUCUGUUUGUAUAUGAUAUGUUUAUUCCAUUUCCAUGCUCCUCUCUUUUCAGUACACAGCAGCAGAGUCAGAUAGUGGCAGGCUGCAGGCUGCCGGGGUAGUCAGACAGUGGCAGGCUGCAGGCUGCCGGGGUAGAGUAGUGCAGACUGGUACAAAUGAUGAGUGUAAUGAGAUUUCAUAGCAGCCAUCAACGCUGAUUAAUCUUGCGUCUCACACUGUCAUAAACUCUAGCUACAGCACACACACACACACGCACACACACGCACACGCACACGCACACACACACACACACACACACACACACACACACACACACACACACACACACACACACACACACACACACACACACACACACACACACACACACACACACACACACACACACACACACACACACACACACACACACACACACACACACACACACACACACACACACACACACACACACACACACAGGCCAGGCAGAGAGCACAGAGGAAAUGAAAGCACAGAGCCGGGCGGCCAGAGAAAUCCCUCAAGUCAUUCUCAUACAGAUAUUAUGAACUGGGUGGUUCGAACCAUGAAUGGUGAAUGGCUGACAGCCUUGGUAUAUCAGACCGUAUACCACGGGUAUGACAAAACAUGUAUUUUUACUACUUUAAUUACAUUGGUAACCAGUUUAUAAUAGCAAUAAGUCAUCCUUGUUGCAUCGUGCCUAAGAACAGCCCUUAGCUGUGGUAUAUUGGCCAUAUACCACACCCCCUCGUGCCUUAUUGCUUAAAUAUAGCAGAAAGGAACCACAGACACUCUGACAGGGAAGAGAUCUCAGCUGCUCUACUGCUCCAGAAUAAGGCUGUGGUGGGAGUCAAAAACACAGUGCAUCAGUGCAUUUAGGGCAAUUACAGAUAAUAAAAUAGGGAGAAUUCCUCCCCUUAGAGAAAUUAUUACGAAGAGAACUGCAGAUAUUUCAUUUGUAUCAUAGUAGGUAUUAGUAGAGAUCUAAUCUUGUAAUAUUUAUUAGUAUAAAUAAUACUCUGUAUUAGUAUUAGAAAGAAAACCCAUAGUAUAGAACUGACAUCUCAUUCUCUGUUGAAGAGGUCAAGAGGCCCAUUUUCCCUGAAGGUUUCCAUGUCACCUGACAUGAUUUACAUGUACAUUGAUUAUGCUGCUACUAGUCAGAUUGACCUUGCUGUGAGAGUAUGCUUGUCCUCUCUAUGUGCUCCUGUUAGCUCGCCUACUGUCUAGGGCUAAGCAUAUGGCUAUAUUUCAAAAGACACCCUAUUCUCGAUGUAGGGCACAACUUUUGAUGCAACUCUGGUCAGAAGUUGCGCACUACAUACAGAAUAGGAUGUGAUUUGAGACGUAGCUGUAGACUUCAGGGGUAAAGAUGUCUGUGCAUUGAUCGGUGCUCCUCUGUGCUGCAGGGCCAGCGAUGACCCUGAGAAAACCAACACCAGCUACAUGGAGGAGUCUCAACCAGUCCAUGGUAAAUCAAAACCCCCUGUUUCUCAUUCGUCAGCACUUGGAAAAAAGAAUGUAUAGCAGCCGAAUAAAACACUCUUGCUCCAAUGCAAAUGACUGAUUUAAAGUCACUAAUGUUUUGGCAGGAAGCUGCCUCCAUCAGGGUUUCUUUGCGUCUCAAGUAAACACUCAUGGCCAUUGGCCAUAUUGCCAUGUACUGUACUAACCCAGGAACAAACGGUUCUGUGAAAGUGAAGCCAUGCUCCUCUGCUACAGUACAUAGUCAUGCCAUGUAUAUACAGACAUUUCGAUGUGGUUUAUCUGAGGAUCUCAGCUCUCUCCUGGGUAUGAUAAUUCAGGAAUACAUUUGCAUUCAUUAAGCGAGACAAGGUAAUUACCUAAGGCUAGGGACAUUUAGUACACAAUAUCAGAUCUGCUUUGUCCUGAAUAUAUUAGAACAAACAAAGUUCCAUUUGAAAAGUGAAUGUCAUACACACACACACACACACAGCAUGGCGCUUGCCUGGAUCAUAGGUUUGAUUCUCCCUGGGACCAACCUUCCAUCAGACCCUGACCUCUCUCCCCCCCCCAGGAGAGAUCACCAUCCGUGUAGACGAGUCAGACUGCCUAUCGGCCGCCAGCUCCCACAUGGACAUGGAGACAGAGCGCUUCCUGUCCACGGGCACCCAGGGCGGCCGCCGCGUCUCUUUCAACGAGUCGGCACUCUUCGACCACGGAAAGAAGGCCCAGGAAAAAGGCCGCAGGUCAGACUGAUUCCUCCGCCAGACGCCCACUCACUCCCCCGCAGUAGACCACUCUGAAUAUGCUCAUAUUCUACAAUACAAUACAAUGACUGCCUUAGCAACAAGCUGUUUGUGUGUUUAAAACCGGUGAAAAGAUGCUCUUACUUUGUUACAUUAGAAUACAUUAUGGAGACAUUUCUAAGAGCCAUCUGUGUAAUACAUUAUAAAGGCAGUUUGAAGAGCUGUUAUGGAUGCUUUAUUAUAGGGUAAUAAUAGGGACUGAUGCUCUGAAAAUGCAUUAUACACACAUUAUUCAUAAAGGAUUUCCAAAAUGCAGACAUACUCGCAGAACAUAAUUGUGCAGUGUAGCCUACUUUACCAAUAGGAUGUGGUUCUCUGUUUGUAAAGGGUUAACCACAAAUGACUUCAUAAUGUAUGGUAUGGUAACAAAGCUCUGUGUCCUCCAAUUACUGAAUAUAUGAAUGGACAAAGCCAUCGAUCACAUGACACCAUUCAUUCCUAUGUGAAGCCUCAAUAGCGCAUUAAAGCCAAAUUAAGUCGGUUAAGAUGGCGUCUCAUGGAGACAUAACAUCAGAGAGGAAGAGGCGAAGCGAGAGGUUUUACUAAGUCCAAAAUCUGUCCAGGAAAAUAAGCCCACGAAGUUAGGAUUUUUUUUAUGGAGGUCAAUGAGCGAGUUUCGAAUUUGGUCAACAAAAAAUGUAAUUGCUAAUUUGCUACGUGAGGCAUAUAGAAGUUUUGUAAUGGUUAGGUUGUUACGAAUGCACUGAUAUAAGUGGAGGCACAUGGCAUUUCGGCAACUUUGGGAAAAAAACUACUUUAUUUGGAGUUGAGCCUGUUGUCAUAGAGAUGGAUAGAGGACUCAUCAUGGAUAUAACCAGUUUUAGCAUGGACAUUGCCAUUGAGGGCUUCCACCAUUUUAAAGAAGGCAACUGGGUGGGGAUUCCUAUGAGUUGGGAGCAAUCAGCCAAUGAAAAAUAAGAAAGCCUCAAUGGCGCUGUCACAGAUGCUAUAAUGGCACAGAUACAAAUAUGAGUCCUAUUUCUAGCUCUAUGGCCUGCUGUUCAUAUGCGUAUCUGCCCUCUCAUUGGUUAGAAUGGUCCCACCUGAUUUUGCCUCCUCCCGCGUGCCUGCCAUCUUUGGGGACAUGUAUUUCCAUUGUUAGAGCGGUCACUUGGCUAUCUUGUCAAUAUAAUAGACAAUCUUUGAUAACGUGCAGUUUGAGCUACUCCAGGAAGUGACGUUGCAGGCUAGCUCAGUGCUGCCCCCUCUCAUUGAGUAAAUCAGGUUGAAGGCCGACCGGUAGUGCAGGCUGCAAUUAGCAACUAAAUGAUCCUUAUUACUUCUUCUGUGUGCGAUUUUAAAUUAAUCAGUUCAAGGACAUACACUACAUGACCAAAAGUAUGUGGACACCUGCUCGUCGAACAUCUCAUUCCAAAAUCAUAGGCAUUAAUAUGGUCCCCCCUUUGCUGCUAUUACAGCCUCCACUCUUCUGGGAAGGCUUUCCACUAGAUGUUGGAACAUUGCUGCAGGGACUUGCUUCCAUUCAGCCACAAGAGCAUUAGUGAGGUUGGGCACUGAUGUUGAACAAUUAAACCUGGCUUGCAGUCGGCGUUCCAAUUCAUCUCAAAGGUGUUCGAUGGGGUUGAGGUCAGGGCUCUGUGCAGGCCAGUCAAGUUCUUCCACACCGAUCUCGACAAACCAUUUCUGUAUGGAUCUCACUUUGUGCACGGGGGCAUUGUCAUGCUUAAACAGGAAAGUGUCUUCCACAAACUGUUGGCACAAAGUUGGAAGCACAGUAUCAUCUAGAAUGUCAUUGUAUGCUGUAGUGUUAAGGUUUCCCUUCACUGGAACUAAGGGGCCUAGCCCGAACCAUGAAAAACAGCAAAAUACCAUUAUUCCUCCUCCUGCAAACUUUACAGUUGGCACUAUGCAUUCGGGCAGGUAGCGUUCUCCUGGCAUCCACCAAACCCAGAUUCGUCCGUCGGACUGCCAGAUGGUGAAGUGUGAUUCAUCACUCCAGAGAACGCAUUUCCCCUGCUCCAGAGUCCGAUGGCGGCAAGCUUUAGACCACUCCAGCUGACACUUCGCAUUGCGCAUGGUGAUCUUAGGCUUGUGUGCGGCUGCUCAGCAAUGGAAACCCAUUUCAUUUCAGCUCGCAACUAACAGUUAUUGUGCUGACGUUGCUUCCAGAGGCAGUUAGGAAAUCGGUAGUGAAUGCUGCAACCGAGGAUAGAUGAUUUUUACGCGCUACGUGCUUCAGCACUCGGCGGUCCCGUUCUGUGAGCUUGUGUGGCCUACCACUUCACGGCUGAGCCGUUGUUGCUCCUAGACGUUUCCAUUUCACAAUAACAGCACUUACAGUUGACCGGGGCAGCUUUAGCAGGGCAGAAAUAUGAGGAACUGACUUGUUGGAAAGGUGGCAUCCUAUGACGGUGACACGUUGAAAGUCACUGAGCUCUUCAGUAAGGCCAUUCUACUGACAAUGUUUGUCUAUGGAGAUUGUAUGGCAGUGUGCUCGAUUUUAUACAACUGUCAGCAAUGGGUGUGGCUGAAAUAGCCGAAUCCACUAAUUUGAAGGGGUGUCCACAUACUUUUGUAUAUGUAGUGUAUAACUGGUAUAGUAGAAGCAGUUAUUGGUACCAUGAUUAUCUUAGAAAAAGAAGAUUGCCAUUUUUCCAUUCACUAUAAUGGGGGAUCCUGUUUUCUGCUAUCAAUGCCUGCAGUACCGAGGUCGGCCUUGAACUUCCGUGGCUUCAUUGAGAGGAGUCAGUCCUUCUCCCAUCGUGCGCUCUCUCCCUCUCGCUCGCUCUCUCUCUCACUCUCUCUCUCUCAAUUCAAUUCAAUUCAAGGGGUUUAUUGGCAUGGGAAACAUAUGUUUACAUUGCCAAAGCAAGUGAAAUAGAUAAUAAACAAAAGUGAAAAACAAUAAAAUAAAAUAACAGUAAACAUUACACUAAAUAUAUUUCAAAUGUCAUAUUAUGUGCAAAUAGUUAAAGUACAAAAGGGAAAAUAAAUAAACAUAAAUAUGGGUUGUAUUUACAAUGGUGUUUGUUCUUCACUGGUUGCCCUUUUCUUGUGGCAACAGGUAACAAAUCUAAUUCUUUGCAUGAGCCCCACAUCAUUCUGAUAUGCAAAUGAGAAGUGAGAAUUCCUCAGUGUGUUCCAGCCCGGUCCUAAAAAGCUUGAUCCAACAAAUGAAACACUUGAUGAUUAGUGGAAUCAGGUGUAGUGAUAGUUGAGAAGAAAAGCCUUCACUACCUGCGGGUCCCAAGGACUAGAUAGAAGAACAUUCCUUGAACGUGACAGCGGCACUUCUAUUGUGUCAGCCUCCAACUGUCUGAGCUGUUUCUCAUGUUUCUCAACUCCUUUCCACCUCAGGUUCACUUUGACGGAGGGUGACUUCCACCACCUGAAGAAUGCGCGGCUCACACACCUCCACAUCCCGCCACUGGCCCUCAAGAUCGUCACCAUCCACGAGUGUGAGUCAUCGGAGAACAGCAUCGCCAUGACGACCCGCCCCGCCGCCAAGUCCAGCCUCUCCAUCUUCCAGGUGAAAGCCAGUCUACUGUGCUGCUAUUAGCAGUGAUACAUCAUUAGUCAUGACUGGGCCAAUUAGGCCAUCCAUCAAUGUGGGGCCCACAACAUGUAUCAAGCCUAUCAAAUGCAGCCCAUGGAUAAUUCUGCCUGCUCAUUCCAAUGGGCCAAAUACAUUGAUUUUGCAUUUAUCUGAGGUUUCUCAAUCAUUGGCGCUGAACUUGCUUGGACUUGAUUUGUCACUAACUACUAGGCUAAUGACCUCUCCCAGUCCUGAUGUAGAAUUCAGUCUGUGGUAUGUGUAUCCUCCUGGCUGUGCCCUGAUGGUGUAUAUUCUGUGUUUGCGUGUGUGUGUGUGUGUGUGUGUGUAGCCGGCUCUGUGUGCCCGAAGGCCCCAGUGUCCCCUGCCCCAGACAGCAUUGACCAGUCUGAGUGUCAGCCCCAGCUCAGCCCUCCCUGGGGACACCCUUAACUCAGUGGUGGACACCAGCUUCAGUGAGAAUCCCCCGGCCCCCGGUACCAAGGAGCCCAGCAUCAGCAGCGUGAGUCACUUACCCCUAUCUGUCAAUCAACCCACCAAUCAACCACAUUUUAUAUUAUGUGCAGUUUUGAACCCUACGUUAAGGGACUCGGUUUAUCAUUCAUCAUCACAUACAAAGUGUCUACCUACAUAUGACAGGGCCGAAUGACAGUAUUUUUGGGUUGAAUUUAAACCCUUAUGUUUUAAUUAAUUUAACCACGGAAUACAGUUAGCCACUAAUCACACGUAUGAUGAGUCUGAAUAGACAAUAUCAUUUUUAUUUUAUUAACUGAUUUAUUUAUUUAUUUAUUUUUGGGGGGGGGGGGGGGUAGAUCAGCUUUGAAAUGUGCAGAUAUAAUUUAAAUAGAGAAUAAUUGACAUGAUUGCAAAUAUACAAAUGGGUUAAACACACACAGUAGCACACACUAAGCUUGAGGGAACAUUGAAGCCAAGAGGUUAUCAUGAAACCUCUGAACCGUGAGAGAAGUAAGGAGUGUGCAUCCAGUGUCCCUAGUCACUCUGUCUGAGUGACAACAGUGGUGGAGGAUGAUGGGUAAAUAAGGGAGAGCCUCUGGAACAGCCUCGUCAGGGGAGAUUACAGACAUCGCUGCUCCCCACAUCUGCUCAUCGCUCCUGUCUGCUCACUGGCCCCGCUCUCCCUCUCCGUGAUAGAUAGGAGAAAGUUAACAGUUGCAUGGAAAAUUAUAGAAUUUUUGUUGUUUUUCAUAACCUUGGGAGGAAGAUUAAAAACACAUUUCUAUGAACUUCCAUUUGUCCUUGGAGUAUCUGUCGUAUUGCAAUCACUAAAAGGUUAUUGUCCACACAAUAUGGACAACUCCCUUAUAUCCCCUCCCAGAUUGAGGUGAUGGUAUCUGGCUCCAGGAAUGGGGGAAGUCCGUCUUUGAGUGAAGGGGCAUCGGUGAUGUCUGUGACGGGUGCAUCUCCUGGCACGGGGGUGGGGCAGGGCCCCGUGCUGCAGUUCUUCACCAAACUGAGGCGCCAUGCCAGCCUGGAGGGAGCAAGCCCAUACUUCAAGAUCAAGAAGUGGAAGCUGGACAGCAGCCAGCGGGCCUCCAGUCUGGACACCAGAGGUACAGGACACUUGGCUUUUAAUCAAAUGAAAUAAAAUGUUAUUUGCCACAUGCGCCGAAUACAACAGGUGUAGUAGACCUUACAGUGAAAUGCUUACUUACAAGCCCUUAACCAACAAUGCAGUUUUUUAAGAAAAAAAAAAAAAGUGUUAAGUAAAAAAUAGAUAAAUAGAAAAUAGCAAAUAAUUAAAGAGCAACAGUAAAAUAAAAUAACAGCAGGGAGGCUAUAUACAGGGGGUACUGGUACAGAGUCAAUGUGCGGGGGCACCGGUUAGUCGAGGUAAUUGAGGUAAUAUGUACAUGUGGGUAGAGUUAAAGUGACAAUGCAUAAAUAAUAAACAGAGUAGCAGCAGCGUAAAAGAGGGGGUUGGGGUGGGGGUGGGGGCAAUGCAAAUAGUCAGGGUAGCCAUGAUUAGCUGUUCAGGAGUCUUAUGGCUUGGGGGUAGAAGCUGAUAAGAAGCCUUUUGGACCUAGACUUGGCGCUCCGGUACCGCUUGCCGUGCGGUAGCAGAGAGAACAGUCUAUGACUAGGGUGGCUGGAGUCUUUGACAAUUUUUAGGGCCUUCCACUGACACCGCCUGGUAUAGAGACAGGAAGCUUGGCCCCAGUGAUGUACUGGGCCGUAUCUAUUAGUAUGUUAUGAUGAUAUGCUUAUGUACAGAUUGAUGGAGCAUCGGCUUGGAUUUACAUGAUUGUUUGUUUUUUCCGGAUUUAGUGUACAAAUUCUAUUUCUAUCUGGGCCUGGUUUACCAAAAGCAUCUUAAGGCUAAGUUCAUCAUUAGAACCACGAUGAACUUAGCCUUAAGAUGCUUUUGGGAAACCGGGUCCUGUUCCCUUGUGGAAAAAGACAAUGCCUCUUAAGAAUGAGAAAAAGACAAUGCCUCUUAACAAGAGGCUUCACGGACUGGCAAGGUGCAUAGUGCACAUGAUAUUAGGUGUUUACACAGGAUUUGGGAAUGUGUUUAAUCCAUUUUAUCAUGUCACUCUGGGAGCCAGGAAGUCUGAAGGAACCACGGUUAUCUAUCUUAGAAUUAGUUAUAGAGGGACUGUCCCGUCUGGGGUGCCGACUGGUACCAUCUCGGUUGGGAUGGUCUUCCAGUGAUAGUUGCCAGAUGUUGGUUAAAACUUGUUUAUCUUAUAGUAUAUAAACUGAGAGAUUUCUUUGUCUCUCAUUCUGAUAGCAAGAGGCAACUCACUUGCAGCUUGUUAUGUUGAAUCCGGGUCCAUAUAAUUAAAUACAUUGUAACAAAUCUCCAUCUAAGAGUUAUUUGUAUUCUUGCGUCCUGACUUCCUUAAUACCAGAGAAACACAUCAUAUCAGCACACUAACACACAAACACAUACAGUUAGGGAAAAAAGUAUUUGAUCCCCUGCUGAUUUUGUAUGUUUGCCCACUGACAAAGACAUGAUCAGUCUAUAAUUUUAAUGGUAGGUUUAUUUGAACAGUGAGAGACAGAAUAACAACAACAAAAUUCAGAAAAACGCAUGUCAAAAAUGUUAUGAAUUGAUUUGCAUUUUAAUGAGGGAAAUAAGUAUUUGACCCCUCUGCAAAACAUGACUUAGUACUUGGUGGCAAAGCCCUUGUUGGCAAUCACAGAGGUCAGACGUUUCUUGUAGUUGGCCACCAGGUUUGCACACAUCUCAGGAGGGAUUUUGUUUCACUCCUCUUUGCAGAUCUUCUCCAAGUCAUUAAGGUUUCGAGGCUGACGUUUGGCAACUCGAACCUUCAGCUCCCUUCACAGAUUUUCUAUGGGAUUAAGGUCUGGAGACUGGCUAGGCCACUCCAGGACCUUAAUGUGCCUCUUCUUGAGCCACUCCUUUGUUGCCUUGGCCGUGUGUUUUGGGUCAUUGUCAUGCUGGAAUAACCAUCCACGACCCAUUUUCAAUGCCCUGGCUGAGGGAAGGAGGUUCUCACCCAAGAUUUGACGGUACAUGGCCCCGUCCAUCGUCCCUUUGAUGAGGUGAAGUUGUCUUGACCCCUUAGCAGAAAAACACCCCCAAAGCAUAAUGUUUCCACCUCCAUGUUUGACGGUGGGGAUGGUGUUCUUGGGGUCAUAGGCAGCAUUCCUCCUCCUCCAAACACGGCAAGUUGAGUUGAUGCCAAAGAGCUCGAUUUUGGUCUCAUCUGACCACAACACUUUCAUCCAGUUCUCCUCUGAAUCAUUCAGAUGUUCAUUGGCAAACUUCAGACGGCCCUGUAUAUGUGCUUUCUUGAGCAGGGGGACCUUGCGGGCGCUGCAGGAUUUCAGUCCUUCACGGCGUAGUGUGUUACCAAUUGUUUUCUUGGUGACUAUGGUCCCAGCUGCAUUGAGAUCAUUGACAAGAUCCUCCCGUGUAGUUCUGGGCUGAUUCCUCACCGUUCUCAUGAUCAUUGCAACUCCACGAGGUGAGAUCUUGCAUGGAGCCCCAGGCCGAGGGAGAUUGACAGUUAUUUUGUGUUUCUUCCAUUUGCGAAUAAUCGCACCAACUGUUGGCACCUUCUCACCAAGCUGCUUGGCGAUGGUCUUGUAGCCCAUUCCAGCCUUGUGUAGGUCUACAAUCUUGUCCCUGACAUCCUUGGAGAGCUCUUUGGUCUUGGCCAUGGUGGAGAGUUUGGAAUCUGUUUGAUUGAUUGCUUCUGUGGACAGGUGUCUUUUAUACAGGUAACAAGAUGAGAUUAGGAGCACUCAGUGUGCUCCUAAUCUCAGCUCGUUACUUGUAUAAAAGACACCUGGGAGCCAGAAAUCUUUCUGAUUGAGAGGGGGUCAAAUACUUAUUUCCCUCAUUAAAAUCCAAAUCAAUUCAUAACAUUUUUGACAUGCGUUUUUCUGGAUUUUUUUGUUGUUAUUCUGUCGCUCACUGUUCAAUUAAACCUACCAUUAAAAUUAUAGACUGAUCAUUUCUUUGUCAGUGGGCAAACGUACAAAAUCAGCAGGGGAUCAAAUACUUUUUUCCCUCACUGUACACAGGGCUCUCACACUGUGCUCACACUCUAACAGAUGGCUUUAUGACGCAGGGCUCUUCUCUUCCAAGGCAUUGUGAGUCUAACUGAAGCCUCCCCACAGAUCCCCUCACACACAUACCGCUCUCUCUCACGCUUCCCCUAUACUCAGCGAACAACAGAGCACACAGGACUAACACCCCCAAAAUAUCUCAAAGCCUGCUGGGAUCUCUUCAUGACAUCAUUGUGACGCAUGUCACCUCCAGAUCUAUUUUGAUGCUAACGCCUCAGAUGUCACUCCAAUAUGCUGAACAUUCACUAUGGUGAAUGUUUGUGCUAACGUCCUUUGCCAUCCCAUGUCCCUCUGUACCCUCAGACUAAUGUCUAAGGUCCUCCUGUCUCUGUGUGUCAGGGUCCCCUAAGAGGAGGCAGUUCCAGCGGCAGCGCGCUGCCAGUGAGAGCAUGGACCAGGAGGAUAGCGACGCCCACCACAUUGACCUCAUCCAGUACAUUGCCCGCACCCAGGACGCCACCUACCGCCCCUCCGUCUCCGCCUCGGCCUGCCUCCUGCCCCACACCUCCCCCUCCACGCCACCACACUCCCUCGGCAGGUAUCUUUAAUUCCCUCGCCAUCCUUCCACCUCACUGCUUUGCCUCCGUCAUCACUACGGGAGCUAGCGCCUCUCUGCUAAACGGAUGAAUUAGUCACAGUUGCCUCUAGACACUGAUCGAAGGUCAGUUUUGCAUUUCCUGUUAAGGUCAGCAUUUGGGGAGAGUAAGCUGAUCCUAGAUCUGCCUACAGGCAACUUUUACCCACAGCUGCUUAACAAGCCCAUUCCAUCGCUGAUGCAAGUGUUUGUUUACGAAUGGCAUGUUUUUUUGCUGGAUGGGGAGGAGGGGUACUGAGGGGGUGCUGUGGGUUUAUUGAAGAUACUCUUUGAAGAGGUAGGGUUUCAGAUGUUUUCGGAAGAUGGGCAGGGACUCUGCUGUCCUAGCUUCAGGGGGAAGCUGGUUCCACCAUUGGGGUGCCAGGUAUAUGAACCGCAUUUAAGUAAUAAUCAAAGCCAAUCCAUAUUUGUUUCCUCUACAGUGCUGGAAGCAGAUAGUAUUCAUGUUUCUUCAUUAUGCUAACAUAAUGCAAGCCAUACAGUAUGUCAUGCUUCUAAUCGAUAUUUAACUAACUGUGACCAGUAAGAUCACAAUGUAGGGAAAUUCAACACAUUUGCAAAGCACAUGUGGUCCUCUGUAGCUCAGCUGGUAGAGCACGGCGCUUGUAACGCCAAGGUAGUGGGUUCGAUCCCCGGGACCACCCAUACACAAAAAAAAAUUAUGCACGCAUGACUGUAAGUCGCUUUGGAUAAAAGCGUCUGCUAAAUGGCAUAUUAUUAUUAUUAUUAUUAUUACAUGACAUUGGUGCAUUGCAGUUCAGUGGUUUGUGGAAAACAUGCUACUACCAUAGCAAGUCAUGGUGACCACUUGUAAUCACAGCGGCUGGAAACAUCAGACUUCAGACAUCAGAUGUGUGUAUGGGCGUCAUGAGGGUGCACUGUGACUGACUCUUGUACUGUGUGUGUGUGUGUGUGUGUAUGCGUGCGCCUGUCUUCGUACUUGUGUGUGUGUGUCACCACAGGUUAGAGGUGGAGGUGGUGGUGGAGCCCAGCUGCAGCAGGGGCCAGAGGCCGGAGGUGAUCGGCCUGUCCCCGGAGCCCCAGGACGAGCCAGCGAGCCAGGGGGACUGUAGACAGGAGAGCUCGACAUCAGACCACCAGGCCCUGUACAGAGACAUCUGGACGCUCCGGUCCUCCCUGGAGCAGUACGGCUCCUCAGACCAGAUCAGCAACAACCGCAGCGACGCUGACAGUGUCUGCUCCCUGGGGGGGCGGACCAAGAGGGGGGGGCUGCCUAGUUACCCCUCCCAGGACAUCGGGGACGGGGAUGAGCCCGAGGGGGACGUGGAGCUGCCCGUGGAUGAAGGGAUGGGAGAGAAGGAGAAAGGGGGGAAGCAGGACAGUUUGGAGUCAGAGAGGGGCAGUGACGGGGAGUCAGGGAACCGUAAAUUAAUGCAGAUGGACAGUGGCUAUACGUCUAUAGAGGCUCCAUCACGGGCACCAGAGGAGCUGAGACUGUUUGGCAGUAGUGGCAGUAUGGACAGGUUGGCCCUGGAGAAGAGACACUACUUCACCAGUGCAGGGAGCACUGGCACGGUGGGCGAGAGCUUCGAGGCCCGCAUCUUCGAGGAAGAGCCAGAUGAGGAGACGCCGGCGGGUGCGACGGGCGGCGUCACCAUAGAAACGGACAGGUCACCCCUGGGCUGGUCUCCGUAUGGUCAGAUGUUCACCCCGCAAGAGGCGCAGCCGCACCCCCAUCCCCCCUUAUCAAUUCACCGCCGCGACUACAGCAUCGACGAGAAGACGGACGCGCUCUUCCACGAGUUCCUCCGCCACGACCCCCAGUUUGACCAGCAGGAGACGCCGAAGAAACAUCGCUCGCGCAUCCACCUCCGCAAGCAGUGGCAGCGCCACAAGCAGUACAGCGACCCAGGCGUUCGCUACCAGCAUCACUCGUUCGAGAGGCAGCGGAACCCCCUCCGACGAGGCGAUAGCGUCAACUACCCGCUGGACACAGGCUACCACAGCACGCUUCCACGCAUCGUCAGUGCGCCUGAUGAGGAGGCCAGCGAGGGGGUCCCCAGCACCCCCCAGACGCCCAAGGCCGAGGCGGUGGUGGUGGGAGGGGCAGGAGAUGCCGAGGUGGAGGAAGGAGACAGGAGGAGAGAGAGUCUCAGCAGUACCGUGACCAUCAGAGACGACAACGGGAGGGCAUCCUGUUCCCCUCCCCCUGUCCCUGAGAGAGAGGGGCUGCUAGGGGAGCAGCCCAACCCCCAGGAGGACCCUAGGCUGGCGGGGCACCCCCCUGAGCCCCCUGAUGAGCCCCCCCAGCCCCCUGACAAGGGCUACGGCCCACAGACCAUCACAGCCGAGCUGACGGACAAGCUGAGCGCCACCCUGGAUGAGCGGCUGUACACGGGCCUGCGACAGAUAAAGGACACGGCGGUGGUGACUGAGUGUGUGGUGACGGAUACUCAUGCCUCCCCCGACCAUAGCCCAGUG
This is a messenger RNA of Coregonus sp. 'balchen', 17404 nucleotides long. NCBI's taxonomy places the organism in Eukaryota, Metazoa, Chordata, Actinopteri, Salmoniformes, Salmonidae. The record is from the annotation of a GenBank genome assembly.